This is a messenger RNA of Lucilia sericata (common green bottle fly), 1274 nucleotides long. RefSeq names its product sarcoplasmic calcium-binding protein, beta chain (gene Scp1). Bases 221 to 790 code for a protein of 189 amino acids. Gene Ontology annotation, molecular function: calcium ion binding. The record is from RefSeq and is a predicted model, not a curated record. Lineage: Eukaryota; Metazoa; Arthropoda; Insecta; Diptera; Calliphoridae. The transcript has 6 exons.
AGUGUGUGAUCGUUAUAUGUACAUAUGUUGCGAUACAUUUACUUCGGCUGCAGCACCUUGUACUAGGGCCGAUCGUCUAGUCUAGACCAUACUACAGCUGUAUGAUUAAACGCUUCUAGUUCUCUUGUUAACCAAAAAACAUUUUGUAAAUCAGAAGCGAACGGGUCCUCAGAUAAAUUGUGUUAAAUUAAAAUUCCAAAAAAUAAAUUAAAUUUAAACAAUGGCCUACUCUUGGGAUAACCGUGUCGAUUUUGUUGUUCGGUAUAUGUACGAUAUCGACAACAAUGGUGUCCUCGAUGAAAACGAUUUCCAAUGCAUGGCUGUGAGGGCCUGUGUUGUUGAAGGCAAGGGUGACUGCAGCGCUUCCCGUUUGGCUGAAUACAAAAAUUUAAUGAAGAAUUUAUGGAAAGAAAUUUCCGAUAUUGCUGAUGAUGACAAGGAUGGAAAAAUCUCCAAUGCCGAAUUCAAAGGUGCCGUGAAGAAGACCUGCGUUGGCAAGAAAUACAGUGAUUUCCCACAGGCUAUGAAAGCAUUUAUUGAAUCCAAUUUCAAAAUUCUUGACAUCAACAGUGAUGGCAUUGUAGGCAUUGAGGAAUACCGUUACAAUUGCAUUACCAGAAUGGCCAUCGAUGAUGUAGCGCCCAUCGAUAAGGCUUUCGAAUCUUUAUUGACCGAUGAAGAUAGAAAAGUUGGCGGUUUGAACUUGGAUCGUUACAAGGAACUUUACGCCCAAUUCUUGGGUAACACUGCCGAUAAUCACCCAGCUGUUUAUCUGUUUGGCCCUCUGUAAACUGCCUAAAAAUAAUCAGUAACCACAAUCACCAACACCGAGAUGAAUGGGGUUAACAACAAAAAAAAACUUGAAAUAAAAAAAAACAAAAUUUAUUAAAUGUAAAUGUCUUCGCUGUUUUUUAUUUUAACAACAACAACAAUAAAACAAAAACAUUAAGUACUACCUUAUUAAGUUAUACUAUUUAAUUUAUAAACUAUUUUUAAUGAGUUACUUUUACAAAACAUAGAGAAAGAAAAGAAAAGCACAACAUACUACAUAAUAAAUAUAAAAAAAGAAAAAGAAAAACAUAAAUUUAUAACAAAUAACCUUAAACAUGCAUAAAUAAUAAUUUAUCCUUUUUUAUUAAUUAAUUUAUUAUUUUAUUAUUUUUUUAGUUCUUUUUUUAAGUUUAAUCUUUUAACAACUUAUGACAUGAAUUAAUAAGAACAUAAAACACAAAACAAAAAUAUGAAAACAAAAUACAAAAAAAUUAACAAAAAAA